This is a messenger RNA of Jaminaea rosea, 2144 nucleotides long. RefSeq lists its product as hypothetical. The record is from RefSeq and is a predicted model, not a curated record. Gene Ontology annotation, cellular component: endoplasmic reticulum. Gene Ontology annotation, molecular function: protein-folding chaperone binding; misfolded protein binding. The transcript has a single exon. The coding region runs from base 68 to 1696 and encodes 542 amino acids. NCBI's taxonomy places the organism in Eukaryota, Fungi, Basidiomycota, Exobasidiomycetes, Microstromatales.
CACCUCACUUGUUUUCUCCGCAACCAACACUUGCAUCCUCAUUGUUCCAAUCAGCAGCAUCAGCGGCAUGUCCUCGGCCCUGAUCUCCUACGCUCCCUGGCUAGGAUGGGCCUUUCUCCCCUCUCUCGCUACAAAGUACCUCUUAGACGCCCUCUAUACCUCGCAUCUCCUGCCCCGGCCUACAACUCCACAACAGGCCCACAGCCACGCAACCCGCACGCGGAUUCUCCUCAUCGGUGCCUACUUGGCCUAUCAAUUCAGCACAUCUCUCUCCUCGAGCGAGCCAACAGCGUAUCGCCUCCUCGACGUAGAUGUAGAGGCCGACGUGGAGGUAGUGAAGCGUUCCUUCCGUCGACUGGCAAAGGUGCAUCACCCAGAUAAGGUCGGGCCGAGUGGGGAGCGCUUCUUCAUUGCUCUCAGAAGAAGCCAUGAUGUCCUCACCGACUCAGUGCGACGUUUCGCCUACGAUCGAUUUGGAAUCGCUGUACUGGAUUGGCGAGGGGCGCUUACAGUGAGGGAAUACAUGGUCAUUGGGCUCAGGGAGAGCCUCCUCUGGUGGGUCGUCAACAGCGCCAUCUUUGCGGUACUGUCCUGGCUCAACGGGCUGGGAGGAGCAGCAGCAGGUCGAGCUGCCUCGCCUUGGUCGUAUUGGCAUUUGGCCCUCUUGGCUUCUCUGGCCAGCGCAGAGCUAUUCCUCGUUACCGCACCUGCUCGCCCUCCUCUUCUCAGGCAGUUGUUGCCAAGGCAUACAGUCGGAGAUCUCGUCGCCGUACUGCGUCAGACGUACACGAGUACAAUCAUGGCCAUGAGGCAAAUCUUGCCCUUGCUAGGCGAUGUUUCGCCCGGUGUAGGGGAGAUUAAGACGCUUGCGGAGGCGCACAAGUUCAUCGAGGCCCUGGCGGGAGAGAUGGACAAGCUAGGCGUCGGGGCACUGCAGAUGAGGGAGCAGAGUGAUGCUGUUUUGAGGGCAGAGAUGGAGCCUUUUCAUGCGCUGGGCCAUGUUGAGGCGACAUCAUCGUCGUCAGCUAGCGGCGGCGGCGCAACCCUACGCCAACGUUCCGAUCUCGAGCGAAGCUUUGUCGACCUCAUGAGCCAGCAGCUCAUCGACCGCUCACUGCAGGCUUCGCCGGAGGUGCAGAGGGCGAUCGGAGAGCGUAGAGCGCAGGAGCAGCAGCAGCAGCAGCAAUCUUCCUCAGCGCCGUCAGCACGGCCUGGUUCAGCAGAUGCGCCCUCCUCAAUACCUCCGCCUCCGCUUCCCUUUUCCCCGGGCAAGAUCUCGCCCACCUCUCCGCCAACCUCACCACGCAGCUCCACCUCAGGCAUGAGUCUACAGCCGCGCGUCUCGGAGCGUCGGUCGAGCCUGUCCAGCAGCAAGGGAAAGAGAAGGAGUAGCUCAGGCGCAGCAGGCGCCGAAGGCGCGGAGGCAGGGGGACACAAGCGAACGCUCACGAAUGGGAGCUCGCCGUUGGUGUUCAGUAGUAGUGUGGAAAGCGAUAUGGGACAGAGAAUAGUCAGCGGCGCUGCGGUGGUGCCGAAUGGCGCGGCGUUUGGACUGGACGUGCCUGCUGGGUUGAACGGGAACGGGAUGCCAAGUGGGCAGCAGCGACAGGCGCGGGAUGGAGUGGACCCCUCGAGACAAGUCCCGCCGUAUCCGCAGUCGCCCAAGCUUGGUGGGACCAGCACGAUCACAUUCUGACGUGCUCACCGCUCAUCGUUGUAGCGAUUUCUUGCCUUGCCAGCAUACAAGAAGGCGCGCGCCCUUUCGUAGACAGCCACCGCCUCCAAUGUUCCGUCACGUGGCUGCUCAUCUCGGUCCGCUCUUUUGUGCUCGACAAUGCGAGGCGCUCUUCUUCCAUGUUUCUUUCCUACCCCUCAAUUCCCAGGCACCCACCUGCUCAAUCGCGAUCCGCAUCAGCUUCAGAAACUCAGACAAGGCCAAGGCUCCCCUCACGUCCCCCCUCCGUAUCACAACUCGAAUACCUGCCGCGGCCAUGCCUCGCUCUCGCUCCCCCUCCUCCCUUCCCCACUUCCAACCACUCCCGAAGCCCUCCCCACGUCCCUCUCAGGGCAGGUCAGGAGGGCUUUCCCCCAUUGCCACCUUCGGGUUGGUAACCGGGUAAUGGAGUGGGAAAUGAAUCAACUUC